Molecule: messenger RNA, 1825 nt
Organism: Linum trigynum
Lineage: Eukaryota; Viridiplantae; Streptophyta; Magnoliopsida; Malpighiales; Linaceae
Source: the annotation of a GenBank genome assembly
AAUCGAGUUUAUAUGAUUUAUUAAAGGAAAGGAGCAUGUUUAUAAGAUAGUUUAUGAUAUUUAUAUGGUUCCUUUCGUUUUGGAUCAAUUUUGAUUUCUCUAAAAUAUUUUGAUAAAAGUAGUGCACUACUGGGCUAGGGAUUCAGUUUUCGUGACCGAAUGGGCUUUUAGCAAAUAAAAAAAAUAAGAACCAGGAAUGGGCUUUACGUUGUUCCACAAUGGCUACCCAAACAUAACAAGCUCGAUCGGCCUGCAAACUACUUUUAUAUAAACUUAACUCCCUUGGCGGCACUCCCCAAACCCUAAUCUUCACUCUGCUCUCGCUGAUAGCCUUCCAGCGUCUACAUCUCUGCAACCGCAUCUCUGCAACCGGCUGGGUAAGAUCAAUCUCUUCCUGCACCAUUGAAUUUCUUUUAUUCGUUUUUUAAUAUCUGAUCGGAUCAAUUGGUUGGCGUUAGGUAUUGCUGUUUGAGUUUCUGAGGCUAUUUUACUGUUUCUGUAUCGCGCAGUAGCUAUACACUUAAAAAAUUUCUAGCAAUGGCGGUUGCAUUCCAUGCUCUCAACACACCAGCUGGCCUCAAGAAACUCGAUGAGUACCUUCUCACUCGCAGUUACAUCACUGGAUAUCAAGCUUCUAAAGACGAUAUUACCGUCUACUCAGCAAUUCCCAGCGCCCCAUCAUCUGAUUUGGUCAACCUCACUAGGUGGUUCAAGCACAUCGAUGCGCUUUUGAGGAUUUCUGGUGUUACUGGAGAAGGGUCUGGAGUUACCAUUGUGGGAUUUGCUCCUGUUUCUGAAGCAGUUGCAACUCCUCCUACCGGUGACACCAAGGCUGCCGCUGCUGCUGACGAUGAUGAUGAUGAUGUGGAUCUGUUUGGUGAAGAGACUGAAGAGGAGAAGAAGGCUGCAGAAGAGCGUGCAGCUUCUGUUAAGGCAUCUUCUAAAAAGAAAGAGUCUGGCAAGUCUUCUGUUCUAAUGGAUGUUAAGCCGUGGGAUGAUGAGACUGACAUGAAAAAGCUUGAGGAAGCAGUCAGAAGUGUUGAGAUGGAAGGACUAUUCUGGGGAGCAUCCAAGCUUGUAGCGGUUGGGUAUGGUAUUAAGAAAUUGCAGAUCAUGCUUACUAUUGUGGAUGACCUAGUGUCAGUUGAUACACUCAUUGAAGAACGGUUGACUGUGGAGCCUAUCAAUGAAUAUGUCCAGAGCUGUGACAUUGUUGCCUUCAACAAGAUCUGUGAGUACACUGCCUGUGCUGAUACACAUUCAUAUCACUUGAGGAUUGCUCAUUUGUUCCAACAAGUGCUGGUUCUCAUUUUUGUCGUCCUAAUGUUGUUUGCAGAAAGAGGGGUGGAUGUCGAUGAUACCGGAGGGUGCAUUUGGAAAGGUUUGAAGCGGUGGUUCUGCCUCCUGUAUGCUCUUUUCCGUUUCCAUAUCUUGUUAUGAGAAGUGAAUUGCCAGUUGCCUUAUUUGAACUAUAGCCAGUUGCCUUGUAACUCCUUUACUUUUGUUCAAUCAUUCUUGGAGUCUUGGAGAGAGAAUCAUUAUGUGUAGUUGUGCUUGUGUCGUCUAUUGAGACGUCUUUUCUUGAGGCGUUUUCGUGGUAUAGUCGUAGGUCAGAAGCGUAAGUGCAAAUAAGCCAUGCCAUGAUAGUGUUUGCUGCACUGGAAAUAUUUGACCCUACAUAUGUGACUUGUUAGUUGAUAUUAACCUAAGCAGGCUUGUUAAGUUUUAGAGUAAUACAAUAUAUUAGUUAUAACUAAUAUGUUAAUUAUAACUAUUAAGCAUCGGGAUGUUAUAGUCACAACUAUAAUAAUAUGAAAUUAGCCAU